UAACGUUAUAAAUACCGGCACCUUUCGUUGGGCGCUGCAGACAUUUUCCUAACUUCAGAGGGAGCGAGAGUGAGAAAUAGACAUUUACAAAGACUAAAACACGUAACUAUUGAAAAUGCAGAUCUUUGUGAAAACACUUACUGGCAAGACAAUCACCCUGGAGGUUGAGCCCAGUGACACCAUUGAGAAUGUCAAGGCCAAGAUCCAAGACAAGGAAGGCAUCCCUCCAGACCAGCAGAGGCUGAUCUUCGCUGGCAAGCAGCUUGAAGAUGGUCGCACGCUGUCAGACUACAAUAUCCAGAAGGAGUCCACCCUGCACUUGGUGCUGCGUCUGAGGGGAGGUAUGCAGAUCUUUGUGAAGACCUUGACUGGCAAGACCAUCACUCUGGAGGUUGAGCCCAGUGACACCAUUGAGAAUGUCAAGGCCAAGAUCCAAGACAAGGAAGGCAUCCCUCCAGACCAGCAGAGGCUGAUCUUCGCUGGCAAGCAGCUUGAAGAUGGUCGCACGCUGUCAGACUACAAUAUCCAGAAGGAGUCCACCCUGCACUUGGUCCUGCGUCUGAGGGGAGGUAUGCAGAUCUUUGUGAAGACCUUGACUGGCAAGACCAUCACUCUGGAGGUUGAACCUGCUGACACCAUUGAGAACGUGAAGGCCAAGAUCCAGGAUAAGGAAGGCAUCCCUCCAGACCAGCAGAGGCUUAUCUUUGCUGGCAAGCAGCUUGAAGAUGGUCGCACCCUGUCCGACUACAAUAUCCAGAAGGAAUCCACCCUGCACUUGGUCCUGCGUCUGAGGGGAGGUAUGCAGAUCUUUGUGAAGACCUUGACUGGCAAGACCAUCACUCUGGAGGUUGAGCCCAGUGACACCAUUGAGAAUGUGAAGGCCAAGAUCCAAGACAAGGAAGGCAUCCCUCCAGACCAGCAGAGGCUGAUCUUUGCUGGCAAGCAGCUCGAAGAUGGUCGUACCCUCUCCGACUACAACAUCCAGAAGGAAUCCACCCUGCACUUGGUGCUGCGUCUGAGGGGAGGACAGUAAAUCCAGCUUAACCGUUGCACUUAAAGGAAAAGGCUGCAGCAUGAUUCUGUGUUUCUUUUCAAUUCCUUUGUAACACAUUUUGUUUAAUUUUCUGCUUCAUUAAAGCUCAAGCAUUCCUGAAA
Molecule: messenger RNA, 1155 nt
Organism: Polyodon spathula (Mississippi paddlefish)
Lineage: Eukaryota; Metazoa; Chordata; Actinopteri; Acipenseriformes; Polyodontidae
Product: polyubiquitin-B
Exons: 2
Coding region: 116-1033 (305 amino acids)
Biological process (GO): modification-dependent protein catabolic process; protein ubiquitination
Cellular component (GO): cytoplasm; nucleus
Molecular function (GO): protein tag activity; ubiquitin protein ligase binding
Source: RefSeq, a predicted model, not a curated record